Messenger RNA from Westerdykella ornata, 612 nucleotides. RefSeq names its product PR-1-like protein. The transcript is spliced from 3 exons. NCBI's taxonomy places the organism in Eukaryota, Fungi, Ascomycota, Dothideomycetes, Pleosporales, Sporormiaceae. The record is from RefSeq and is a predicted model, not a curated record. Bases 1 to 612 code for a protein of 203 amino acids. Gene Ontology annotation, cellular component: extracellular region.
AUGAAAAUCCCGGUUCUCUUCGCCCUGGCAGUCGCCUCCGCCGUCAAGGCCGCCCCCACCGAUGUUCACCAAGUCUCCGCCCUCGCCGAACCCGUCAAGGAUGCCAAUGUCCCCAAGCUCGACGACCCCAACUUCAUCGGCCGCAUCCUGGAUGCUCACUGGUACUGGCGCCGCAUCCACUGCGCCCAGGACCUCACGUGGGAUCCCGAGCUGGCCAAAGCCGCCGCCCAAUCCGUCAACGCUUGCACCAAGAAGAUCCAGCAUGACCGCCCCGGUAGCAACCUGUCCGCUGUAGGUCCUUCUCCCCGGACCUACGAGGAUUGGCUCGAGUUUGCCCGCCAGGUCGUCCACGGCUGGCACGAGGAGGAACUCAAGUACCCGUACCACAACCCGCACUACGAGGCGGCGUGGGGCCACUUCACUCAGAUGGUCUGGCGCGACUCGUCUCGUAUCGGCUGCGCCUUGGCCCAUUGCCCCGACGCCACUUGCGACUUCCCUGGCCGCCUGUAUUGUUUCUACGAGAAUGCGGGCAACUUUGUCAAUGAGGGCGCUUUCCAGCAGAAUGUCUGGGGCAUGGACUGCCGUGAUCCGGAGCACACCCGCGAAGGGUAA